UCAUUUACAUAAUAAACCGCAAAGUGGAUCUUGGCACCACACGAAACGAUCUGACUUAUAAAAUCGAAUUCCUCAAGAAAUUCAUCUAUUUCUACAAGUUGUCCAGCGAUCACAAACUUAUUACCUGACAGUGUAUGCAGGCAUCUUGACUUAAGGUCAUCUGAGGUCGUUGCCAUGGGAUCAUCAUAUGAUAAGGAGCCAUGUUGUGGCAUCUCUCUUCUUAAGUACAUCCUCUUCAUCUUUAACUUCUUCCUCCUGCUCGGUGGUGCAGGCGUUUGUGGCAUCGGACUCUGGACUCUACUCAAGAAAUGGGACUACGCUAGCCUGCUGUGCGAUGACCUCUACACAAUAUCAACUUACGUUCUGAUCAUUUCGGGUGGUGUGAUCAUUAUCAUAGCUGCAUUGGGGUGCUUCGGUGCUCAACAAGAACACAAAUGCUGCUUGCUUAUUUAUUUUACGUUUCUGCUCUUCCUGUGUUUAGGCGAGUUGGUUGUUGGAAUUUACGUUUACAUCUACAGGGAGUCCGUGAAUAUAGAGUUAGAACGAUGCUUGAAUGAGACGAUUGUUGCCAAUUAUGGUAUGAAGGGACAGAAAGAAUUCACCGAAGCCUACGAUGAUCUCCAGAGAACCUUCCAAUGCUGUGGUGCUGCAAGUUAUGCCGAUUACCAGCUAAGCCAAUGGAAAGUGAGUGGUAAUGCUGGUAACCUGAGUACCCCAGAUAGCUGCUGUAAAACGGAGAGCAGCUACUGUGGCGUGAGAGACCAUCCGUCAAAUAUCUACCACUUGGGGUGUGUGGAUGGACUCGCUAACUACUUCAGUGGACAUCUGGCCAUUAUCGGUGCGGUGUGUGUAGCAAUCGCAGGUGUACAGAUAUUUGGUCUGAUCUUCUCGAUAUGUCUCUACUGUCAUCUUAAGUACGAAGAACAAGAGCCGUACUAAACUGAAUAAUGUGCAAAGUCAAUUUUUGUUAUGUGCAAAACUACUUUAUUUUUCAACCUGUAGAUAUUAUGCGUGCUUAAAAACUAUCGACUCUCUUUUGUAACUAGAGGGCAGUGUUUUAUUACCGUAACCAUGCAGAUUUGUAUUUCUCCAGCUGUGUAUUUUUUGGCUAAUUUUUGUGAAUUUUGAGUGUUUUAAUCGAUGUUUGAUAACUAAACUUAAUACAAGUAUUACUAUAAAAAUCACUCACAUUAUAAAAAGAAAACAAAGGGGGGGUGUAUUACAUUAUUUGGUUUUAACCAUUCACCGAUAUCGAACAAAACUAGCAUGGUAGUGGUAUAAGGUCUGAGCCUAAAUGGAGUCUGUCUUAAAAUUCCCACACAUUUUGUAUCAAUUGUUGUUUAGCUUCUGGCUUAUAACAAAAAACCAAGCGUAUUCUGACAAAUAUUCUGAUAAUGAUUAUGCAAAUGAGCUUUGUAAGUGUACACUUUUUUAAUUAAAUUUAAUAACAUAGUUGAAAAAUGGUAUAUAUCAUAUGAUUGUUCAUUUUAGUAUUUGAUUGCAAAUUAAUUGUUUAGCAGAAUUUGUCUGUCAUCAAUACAGGCACAUGUAACUCCAAAUUAAAAUGCCUCUAAGAAUUUUUUCUGCUGAAAAUGGUGCUGUUCUAGUGAUUAUUUUUUUCUAGAAAGUAGAAAGAAGUUUGCAGGUUACUUUAAUUUACACUGUGUAAGCUUUACCAAUAAGUGAUUGGGUUGAUGCUAGGGGUAGAAGUUGGGGGGGGGAUAGUCUUUGAAAAUCAGUCCUUUAAUAAGCAGUUCUAGCAUCACUCAAGUACUUUAAUGUAUUUGCAAUCUUCCUCAAUAUUAUGUACUUGCCUCGAUUGAAAAUGUAUUGUACUAAUCCAUAAGACGUGUAAAUUAUGCAACUCUCAUUAUUAUAUUUACUAUUUUGUAUAUAACGUUUAUAAAGUAUUCAGUAAUAAUUGGUCACUUAGAUUGCUUAUUUUGACCUGAUGACCUAGUUGGUGUAGUCUUAGUCACAAGGUGUUACAUGG
Messenger RNA from Asterias rubens (European starfish), 1993 nucleotides. Its product is annotated as CD151 antigen-like. Gene Ontology annotation, cellular component: membrane. The record is from RefSeq and is a predicted model, not a curated record. The coding region runs from base 175 to 939 and encodes 254 amino acids. NCBI's taxonomy places the organism in Eukaryota, Metazoa, Echinodermata, Asteroidea, Forcipulatida, Asteriidae. The transcript has 8 exons.